Rangifer tarandus platyrhynchus (Svalbard reindeer) is the source of this 699-nucleotide messenger RNA. NCBI's taxonomy places the organism in Eukaryota, Metazoa, Chordata, Mammalia, Artiodactyla, Cervidae. The record is from the annotation of a GenBank genome assembly.
AUGGCAGCUUCUCACACCUCCCUUUUCCCUGUCUGUCUGGGAAGCAGGCUCAGGGCUGGGCCCUUCCUUUCCCUUUUUCCUGGGAAUCUUUUGUACAAAGACUGGGGCAGGCUUGAAGAGUGCCUGUUCCAUGCUUGCCUUUGCCGUGCCUGCAUCCCCAGCAUGGGUCCUGGGCCCUCCCCACCCCGCCGGGUCUCCCUCAGGGACACAGGGCCAAGGAGGGAGAGGCUCGGGAGAUGCAGCUCUGUCCAUGUUUCAGGGGAACAUUUCCAUUUGCCAAUUCCUAGUCCCACGAUCUGUCCCCAAAGGGGAACAAAGGGACUUCUGACAGCUCAGAUUAGCCCCAGUUCCUGCACAGCUCCAGGGAGAGGGGCAUCUGGUCUCACUGGUACUGUGAAAAUACCCAGCCAGGGAACAGGCACGUGCAUGAGGAUGUUAGAAGACUGGAAGGUGGACGUUCGCCUGCAGGUGCCAAAGAGAGCAGGCCGGCCAGGGAUGGGGGUAGUGCCAGACUCCAAAGGUCAGAUCAGGCUGCUCUGCCCCCACGCACUCUUGCUGUCUGCUGAAAGGGACGCAGAGCAUCUCUACCCCUUCUAUUGCCAAAUAGAAAAGGGCCAGGGCCUGGAGGAAGACAACCCUGAUCCUAAACCUGUCCUCCCAGGCCUCUGGCACUGGGGAGGGCCUGUGUGUCUGUGUUAA